This is a messenger RNA of Prorocentrum cordatum, 778 nucleotides long. Lineage: Eukaryota; Dinophyceae; Prorocentrales; Prorocentraceae. The record is from the annotation of a GenBank genome assembly.
CGGGCGUACCCAUGGCCGCUUGCCAAGCGCAUGCGUUCCCCCCCCAGUAAGGUUGCCCGAGAGAGCCCCAAGAGGGACCCAUAAUGGUCCGUACCCAUUUUGGCUCAAGGCGCUUGCUUGUCACUCCACUUCGUUGCUACAUUGACUACCCCCUUUGCCGUACACUCAGCCGCGCGAUGGCGCGUGUGUUGGCGGCGAUGCUGAUGGCGCUCGCCUUCGUGCAGGCCAGCGCCCUGGAUUCGGAGGAGGAUCGCCCCAAGGGCGCCCGCAGGCGACAGAUUGAGCGCACGCGCGCGGCGGAGCUCGGCGCCGCCAUCGCCAAGUCCGGCUGCGCCGACCUCGGCGGCGAGAAGUGGUUCUCGGACGCGCACGGCGAGCUGUUCCAGGUGAAGCAGGACAAGUGCUCGAUCUCUUUCCAGCUGAAGAAGAAGAGCGGCGAGAUGUACGAGAAGAAGGGUGUCGUACGCGGCACCAGGGUGCUGGUGGAGCCGCCGUUCCCAGAGGGCCAGAUGUUGCCGAACCAGACCGUCAUGUGGGAGAGCGGCGCCCGCUGGGAGCGCAAGUGGUGAGCACUUGGCUCGCCAGGGCGCCGCGCCUCUAGGUGAGCGCGCGGCCGGGUCGAAGGGUGUCGAUGCUCUCGCUUGCGAUUCGGUCGGACAGGAAAAGAGAGACCCAUAAUGUGGCGCCGACACGGCCCCAAGAGCGCCCCAGAAAAAAAGCCAAGAGGCCGAAUCGAAAUCCCCAUUCUUUUUGUGAACCAAUAAUAUUGUGGAUUGGU